AUGCACGAGCCAGCAACAGAGUUAGGGGCCGAAGUGCAGCUUUCAGACAUACCCAUGACACCCGAUGAUGAUUUAUCCAGCCUGCUACCUGACUUCGGCCAUACAGACUUUGCCAGCAACGACGUCAACCAGGACUUGCUCUUCCUUUCACAGCUGGCCGCUUCCAGUACGGCGGAGCUCGUGAACCCGUCGUAUCCUCCCAACCCUAGUCCCGCCAUGCCACGUCUCUCUUCUUCAACAUCCCGUCUAGGGAUACCGGGGAUAUCCCAAUUAGCCAGUAGCCCGAGCAUCGCAAAUCUGCACAUGCCCUCGUGCACAUGUCUCCAGUCUACUCUGACCCUCUACGAAAGUAUCCGCGCCGUGCAGUGGCGUGCCCAAUGUGGUGCCAGCGCGGGCCUUUCGCGCGAAAUGGCUCAUCUGAUCCUUAAAGCCUGCAAGUUGGCCCUAAAUCAGUGCCAUCGGCUCAUCGGAUGCUCCUCGUGCAAGCGUGAGCCACUGUUCGUGAUGUUGCUCUGUUCUGUCUGCGACCAGUGUCUGACCUGUUUUGAGACCUUUCACGACUCGCACCAGAGGCGAUUGCGAAGUAGGAGUAUGACCUCCUCGUCGACCGGAAGCAGUUUCGUCAAUGCAUCCGAGGCGCGCUCGGAAAUGGAUCAGCUUGGGGAGAUUGUGCAACUGGCCAAUUUGCCGUUUGGCGAUGUGCCAGUAUUGUUGGAUGAUGAGGAUGAUAUCAACAUGACUUGUAGCUUGUUGACCACGCGGGUGGCCUCGAUGGUGAGCCUGCUGCGGUUAUUGGGGCCAAUAAUUGAUGGUUGUGGGUGGAGGACCCAUCAUGAUACUUUCUCGGUGUUGCAGAAGCGCUGUCAAGGACUGGCGUAUACAUUGCAGACCAAGUCUAAAGCCCGGUAG
Molecule: messenger RNA, 909 nt
Organism: Aspergillus costaricaensis CBS 115574
Lineage: Eukaryota; Fungi; Ascomycota; Eurotiomycetes; Eurotiales; Aspergillaceae
Exons: 1
Coding region: 1-909 (302 amino acids)
Source: RefSeq, a predicted model, not a curated record